UUUCUAAUUAAAACAGUGCCCAGGAAAAAUUUGAUUUUUAAAAUAUAUUAGAAAUGUGCAUAGAGAAAAAGUGAAACAAAAAAGAAAAUAAAAUUAAAUUAAAUAAUAUUAAUUAUUGAAAUUAGCCGAAAUCUGCAUACAAGAAACAGCUUUUCAUUCAAACAUUUUAAAUAUUAGUGAGCAUACGCUCGGCCCCAAAUUGGCUACGUUCCACUUUUUCUAAUGUCCAACUACCGUAUUAACUGCAACCACGAACAACAAUACCAACGGCAACAGCAACAACAACAACAGCAACAACAACAAAGAGACAUAGUACAUCAAAUAAAUAACGAAGACUACGACGAGAUGUACGCGAGUCUUCGCUAUGCCAGUACGAAUCUCAGUCAUAGCAGUCUCCUGCUAAAUCAGACCGCGCUCGACAGUGUACCGGGCGAGAGCAACGAAGCUCUUGACGCAUCAGUACCUUUAAUAGUACAAAAAUCGGUGCCAUUACCUUUGCAAGUGUCAGGAAAAUCCACUACAUCAAGAAUAGUUCCAGCCGCAAUAGCAGCUGCUGCGGCUGUGGCUGCAACACCAAUCACUUCAAAUUUAUCAGGCUCGAAGCCCCGACGUACCGCCAGUAGCAGCAUGUCGCAAUCUGGGGACGAUCUACAUUCGCCCAGUUAUCUAUCAUGGCGAAAAUUACAACUAAGCAGAGCCAAAUUGAAAGCUUCCAGCAAAACAUCAGCUCUACUAUCAGGAUUUGCAAUGGUGGCAAUGGUUGAGGUUCAAUUAAAUAAUGACACUGACGUUCCUGCUGGUAUGCUAGUAGCCUUCGCGAUUUGUACUACGCUGCUCGUGGCAGUACAUAUGUUGGCACUUAUGAUAAGCACGUGCAUACUUCCAAACAUUGAAACCGUCUGCAAUCUGCACAGCAUUUCGUUAGUGCACGAAUCACCGCAUGAGAGGUUACAUUGGUACAUUGAGACGGCCUGGGCAUUUUCAACUCUACUGGGCCUAAUAUUAUUUCUAAUAGAGAUUGCUAUUCUGUGCUGGGUGAAAUUUUACGAUUUAAGCCAACCGGCUGCUUGGUCAGCGUGUAUUGUGCUCAUUCCGGUACUAGUAAUUUUCCUUGCAUUUGCUAUACAUUUUUACCGCUCGCUUGUGACACACAAGUAUGAAGUAACUGUGUCCGGCAUAAGAGAAUUAGAGAUACUGAAGGAGCAAAUGGAGCAAGAUCAUAUGGAGCAUCAUCAACAUCGAAAUAAUGGAUUAAAUUACGCUGCAAGUGGCGAAAUUGUCUAACUUCCAAUAAAGUCCAUACAACUUUAAAGCCUGUCUUGAAAAACGAGUAUUUUUGCAUAUAAUUUGUUGUUAGCGAUUAGGUUAUGAACACACAUGUGUGAACAAUAUUUAAUUCAUAAUUAGGAUUAAUUUUUAAGUUAUGGUAGAUCGUAGAUCGUAAAUCGUAAAUCG
This is a messenger RNA of Teleopsis dalmanni, 1455 nucleotides long. RefSeq names its product calcium release-activated calcium channel protein 1-like. Gene Ontology annotation, molecular function: store-operated calcium channel activity. The record is from RefSeq and is a predicted model, not a curated record. Gene Ontology annotation, cellular component: membrane. Bases 223 to 1284 code for a protein of 353 amino acids. Gene Ontology annotation, biological process: store-operated calcium entry. The transcript has 3 exons. NCBI's taxonomy places the organism in Eukaryota, Metazoa, Arthropoda, Insecta, Diptera, Diopsidae.